Molecule: messenger RNA, 4750 nt
Organism: Osmerus eperlanus (European smelt)
Lineage: Eukaryota; Metazoa; Chordata; Actinopteri; Osmeriformes; Osmeridae
Product: protein SOGA1-like
Exons: 9
Coding region: 190-4176 (1328 amino acids)
Biological process (GO): regulation of autophagy
Source: RefSeq, a predicted model, not a curated record
GAAGGAAGGGGAUGGAGGAGUGCGCCCCACCUAUUAGGCCUACAAGCGCCCCGCAGUGGAAUUUUGCUGCUGACCAAAAACGUCAGGAUGGUCUACCUACAUCAACGUAUUCAACAUUAACUUUAAAGGGAUAGGGCCUACGAGUAGAUCAAUUACACUUAUUACAAAGUGAGAGUAAACGGAAAAGAAAUGAACAGAGCCGGAGACAACAGUGCGCCGCCGAAAACGCACCGGUGCCUGAGGCAGCCAAAUUCUCAAGAAGAAACUCAUGGCGGUGGUCAAAAGAAGAACCGAAACCCACCCACGGUACAACCCAAAGAUGCCCAGAGAUGUACCAAGAUCAAGACAGUUGGAACUACUGGCACUCUGGCAACUCCGUGCGUCAGUGGUAAGGACAGGAAAGCAGAGAAAGGGAAGCGACUUGGGAAAAGUGCGCUGGUUGCCACCGAAGGACAAAGGCAUCAAAGCGCGCAAAGGAAACUCUCGGAUGCCAGCAAUGCUUCUGAGGACUUCAGCAAAGAUUCUGGUUGCAUGUCUGGAAAGGUCUCGUGCUCCGACAGUAGUUCUGAAAUUUCUGACUGCACAUCUGAGGGAAAUAAACUUUCCACUGACACUCAUAGCAGCGACACCGAAUUGAGUAGUUCAGAUGGAAGAGCUUUAGAUACCUCAAGUGGAGAUCCCUUUACCCGUGUGCCCGACAUGAGGAACGAAGGUAUCCCGUCCACGUGUACAUGGCAAGAAAACGCUAUAUACUCUGGAGGAGAUGGUUAUAACUCUUCUGGAUGUUGUGGAGAUUCACUCGCUUCGCUCCCAUCAUUGGAUGUGUCUGUGGCAGGAUAUUCUGACCUAACUGGGGAGCUCUUCGGCGAGACUCCCGAAGAUCUUGUCAGAGAGGUGGAUGACUUGAGAUCAGAAAAUGAAUAUUUAAAAGAUGAAAUGGAGGAGCUGCACUGUGAGAUGCUGGAGAUGCGGGACAUGUUCAUGGAAGAGGAGGUCUACCAACUGCAGGAUCUGCGGCUGCAGCUAGACCAGGCCAACAAGAUGUGUCGCAUCCUGCAGUACCGACUGCGCAAGGCUGAGCGACGCAGUAUCAGGGUAGCCCAAACAGGACAGGUGGAUGGAGAGCUUGUCAGAACCUUGGAGCAUGAUAUGAAGGUGGCGAAGAGUGUAUCCGUUCGCCUCCACAAUGAGUUAGAGUCAGUGAUGCAGAAGAAUUCCCAGCUGGUGUGGGAGAACGAGGGCCUACGGGAGAGACUGCAAGAUCUGGAGGUGUCCAAGCAAGUUCUUCAGGUCGAAAUGGAGAAAGCCAGAGAGAGUUCUUUGAAGAGAAGAAGUGUCAGAUCGCCAACUAACAAAACUGAGAAGAAGCUCUCUCCCCAGGAUGACAGUGCUGAUUUGAAGUGCCAGCUCCACUUUGCCAAGGAGGAAUCUGCUCUCAUGUGCAAGAAGCUGACCAAGUUAGCAUUUGAAUGUGAAAAAAUGCACGAGGAGCUGACCAGAUACCGCUCAAUCUACGGUGACAUAGGCACCAACCAAUCCUCUGAGGGCUCCUCCAAUUCCCCCUACACCAGGGAGGCGGAGGUCAAAGUUCACCUGCGUCUUGUUGAAGAGGAGGCCACGCUGCUAAGCCGUCGCAUAGUUGAGCUGGAGGUGGAGAACCGCGGCAUGAGGGCAGAGAUGAGUGACCUUAGGGAGAGAGGAGGAGGAGAGGAGCAAGAGGAGCCACAGGAAGGUGUUAGGGGACACCUGGCCUUACCAGCUCAAGGGAGUGACAGAGAGAAAAAGGACCACGAGUUGAGGAGAGAGUACACGCGGUUUCAAGAUGGGGAGAGGAAACAGGAGAAAGGGAGUGUGGUGCUCGAAUGUUCUCAGGUUGAUAUGGAGUGUCAUUUUAGUAACAACAACCAAUCACAGGUUGAAAGGAUGUUUGACCAAAGCCAGAUCACUCGGGAGGGGCCUGUAGGAGGGGAACAGGAUAGCCAAGAGAAUGAUUCUGAUAAACAAGGCCGAAAGGCUGUGAGUUGCUUCAGUGGGAAAGACCUUGAGGCCCUCCUUAACCUGCGAGAUCAUGCUUGCCUUGUGUGCUCAGCUCUCCAGCUCCUGACUACACCAGUCAACAAUGGACACUGCUCCCCUCUACUAUCUCCUUAUCUUCCCAGGCUAGAAACAGAUCCUCAAAGUAAAGCCCAGGUCCAGGGUCAAGACUCACCCCAGCAAGAGCCUUUAUUUGGGGCUCUGGAGCUUCUACAGUCCAUGUUGAUGGCCUUUGUAGGCAGAAUGGAGAGUCUAAUGUCAUCAGGAUUAGAGCAGAAUGAGCUUUCCUACCAGACAGUUGACAGGGGUUGGGAUAGUAAUGCUGUGACGGUUUUGUCUAGAGCAAGUGCUCUGAAUUAUAAGGAUACUAAAAACAUGUUAGCUCUGACAGAAAAGAAGGAGACAGUUGAAGACCUGAGUAUAGCAGAAGUGAUGGAAAAAGAAGAGGAAGCAAUGCAGGAAUUGGGACCUCUAUCUCAUUGGAACCACCUCAACACCUGCAGAGACCCAGUAGUGCGUCUCACCUUGCAGAUACUCUGGAUCCUCCACCAACGGUGUGUGGGCAAGAUAAACUCGCUGGAAAGCAAUGAGGUCCGAGGCACAGCCAUGCAUCUACUGCGGGGCGUUUUGCUUGAGUUAGGAUCAGAGCUGCAGGAAGAGAACCUGGCUGACCGGGAGACCAUGGGUACACAGAGUGAGAUGACUGAGAGUGCUGUUCACACCAUCUUAGACGAGGGAAGAAGUUUGGCAUAUGAAAGGACAUACCCCAAAGGAAAAAAGUACAGACACAACUUCUAUGCAUUUGGGUCUAACCAGAAGAACCGGUGUUACCUCAGUCUUGAGUCUGCUCAACUGGACCGAGGUGACCAAUUCAAGACCUGGGACCAUCCCAUCAUGCCUCUCAGCUUUCCUGACUUGGACGUAGAACAGAUGAGCAUAGAGAGAAGCCACACUGCUCCAGAGAGGACCAGCCUUUGCAUUUAUUACAGCCCCCCCUCUGCACGCAGAGUCCAGCUAGCUCAGCUAAAGAAAAGCCCCAUCACUGGUAAAAAUACUACUACCACCAUCUCCCCCUGCCAUAAACCUACAAGCUCUGUCUCACCUCGCUGCUUGAGGCUCUCGGCUAACCUGAGUGAUGACAUGAAGGAGAUGACAGCCAGCUUUCAGGCAGUCAGACAGGGAGUCCGCCACUCCAGUUCUCUGGAAAGGAGGAAGGGGAGGUUGUGUGAGGGGUGGGUGGUAGAUGUGGCCAGCGCAAGUACUCAGACUCCAAUAAAACAGCCACAGAUGGUGAGCGUGGGUUUGCAGACGGAUGGUACCCACAGUGUGGGUGGUGUGAGAGUGAGCCCUUCCCGGGUUCGGCCCUCCUCUAUGGUCUCUUCCAAGUCCUCCUCUCUGGAAAGGAUGCCUGGCAGGACCAAACCUGGCUCCAUUUCCCCAAAGUUCUACUGUAGACACUCUGGUUCUUCCCCAUCAUCCCCCUCUUUCUUCUCGUCCACCAGCUCGGCCUCACACUCGUCCUCCUCCAUAUCCACUCCCUCUAAAGAGCAAGGGCCUCUGAGCCCAUCCCAACGUGGUUCUGUCAGGUCAACUUGGGGCCGUCCAACCAAUACCAGAAGUGGUCAAGGACUUAACAGCACCACCCUUAUUAGUGAUGCCAGCAAUGCAGGAAAUCAUUGCAAACCCCCCAGCAAACCUGUAGGAGCAAACCGCUAUGGAUUAGUAACCGAGUUCCUGCGCAGAGUGAGUGGUAGAGCAGAUAAGCCAGCAUCAGGCAUGGGCCAGAAGGCAAAGAGCCUGAAAAACCUGGAGCGCUUGCCUUCCACCAGACCCCCAGCUGGACCACUGCACAGGAAUGAUAGUAUUACUAGAAUCGUAAACCAGAGGUUCAUGAAGCAAAGAGAAGAGGCAGGAAGAAUCCAAAAGGAGGAGAAAGGGCAGAAUACAAACCAGGCUGUCAAAGGGCUCAUCCACAGAGACCAGAACACCAUCACACAAGAGGAUGGGAACUAUGAGUGCAACUCCACCUUCUGCUUUGCCCGACCACCUCGCACCACCCAACGCACUUCACAUCAGGUCAAACUACCCCAUCAUGGAUACUCUGCAGCAGUCACUGGGUCAGGAGAUCCCAUCUGUGAGUAAGGGGGAAAAAGGCAAGGCACAACACUGGACAGCUGAUGGGAUUCCAUGAGACAUGAGAAUCAAGAGGCCUGGAAUUUGGAAUUCUGAAUUCUGUAUCAAAAUGAAGAGGUUGAAUUACAGCUCUGUAAACCAUCGCUCUUAUUGACUGUAGGGGAAUUCUCUACACAGUAUGUCUUUUUAAUGGUGCAAAGUAUUGUGCUAGAAAGUUUGAUUAUCACUAUUAUGAUUUUUAUUUUCAUAUUGGUAUAAUCCAAUUUACUGGAUAGGCACUUUUCUUUACCAAUAUGCUUACAUUUUAUCUCUGUUAUCAGUUAGAAAAAGACAAAUGUUACUGUGACAAGUUCAUUUACUGUAACGGUGUUAUGCAAUAACAUUUUAAAAUAGAUUAAUGUAAUAUUAAUAUAUUUCACAGCCUAUUCUAAGAUAACUGUGGAACAUUGUCUGUUGUCUGUAGGGCCUAUGCAAUGUAUUCAUCACAUAUAAUGUACUAUUGUAGUCUGUGUAAGCUUUUCUUAUGUGUCAUGAUAUACUGAGUUUAAAUAAACACACGUCCCGGCUUCUAUCUACCUGCUUG